Ceratosolen solmsi marchali is the source of this 2516-nucleotide messenger RNA. RefSeq lists its product as uncharacterized. NCBI's taxonomy places the organism in Eukaryota, Metazoa, Arthropoda, Insecta, Hymenoptera, Agaonidae. The record is from RefSeq and is a predicted model, not a curated record. The transcript is spliced from 10 exons. The coding region runs from base 172 to 2364 and encodes 730 amino acids. Gene Ontology annotation, cellular component: membrane.
ACACUCUAUAGAAAAGGAAAGAUGAUGCAAAAAAGAAGAGAAGCAAGAGUUUUGUUAGCCUCGGCGUAUGUAAAGCGAUGAAGUUACAAAUUGGCGUUCAAAGUAACUUUAUUGUAAUCAAGCAACUUUAUACCGAGAAAAGCUGUUGAUAAAAGUCAAUCUAACGCAAUCAUGGAUUCAACAGUUGAGACAAUUGACGACGCCAAGAGCAUGGAUAUUCAAAACAAAUUUAUUAAUACCAACCUCAUUUCUCUUAAAUUUAUGCUGUUUAUUUUCUUUGGAGGGAUGGGCUGUCUCCUUCCAUUUCUGCCCCUGCACAUGUUGGCGGUGGGUCUGACUGUCCAAGAGAUCGGCACAAUAUCGAUGAUAGCCCCGGUGGUUGCGAUCAUCGGUCCGAUGAUAGCCGGACCGCUGGCAGAUCGUGUUGCUGCCGCCCGGCUGCGCUCCCAAAAUACCGAAGAGAAAGCAACGAGUCCGAACAACGGCCGCUACCUGCGCGUCAUGAUAGCCGUCUGUUGUGUUUUUUCUGCAUUAUUUUACUCAUUACUGCUGCUGGUACCAGCGGUCGAAAGGAUCGAGCUUCCGCACGAGCUGCGACCAGCUGUUAGGUUCUCCUGCGACGAUCAUGGCGCCGUUAUCCAUCAGGAAAGGUGCCGCGAUGCUAUUGGUUGUCAUCGAUGGUCAAACGAGGAUUCGAUCGGUGCAUUGCGCUUGGAGAAGUGCAAUUAUGCGUGUUACCCAUUCGAUGAGAAGCGUAAGAAGGGCAAGUUUCCACCAGCUCAAAUGGACUCAUCUCCGGUGAGUGUCAUUCCACUCAUGAGCGACACGAGUCUCAACGACGACUCCGAGGUAGAGAGUAGUGGCGAGCUUGGAGUCAUACCCCUGAAGGCUAAUGGACGCAGCUCGUUAGCUCCGGAGCAAACGAGAGGGUUAAAUUCAGGCAAAUGGCGUAGGUACGCCCUACCAAAGAGCGAAUCGCCACACGUUUGCUACGGUGACAGUAACGGUCGCACCGUUUGCCAUGUUUUCACGGAAUCACGUAACGGCGUGACGGUGAAUGUGAGCAUGAGGCAGGCCAUCAAUUCGGAAGAUACGAACGACUGGUGCGUUUAUCCGGUGGCGCAAUUCUUCGACUGCAGGGUGCCUCGGGAAAUCGAGCGUUCCAUGGUUCAAGUUAAUCAGACUUGCCUCGUCGAGUGCCUCCUCGACAAUCCCUACGACAGCGAUUUGGUAGAGAAGAGCAUAUUGGCGGAGAGCCAUUGCCGGCAGGUGAUUGGUAAUGAGCAAUUGACGUUUUGGAUGUAUCUUGCAAUCCGUUCUUUGGCCGACAUCUUUCCAACGGCUGCCGUUGCCCUUAUCGACGCGGCACUCGUAAUCGCCACAAGAGAGACUUCCACGGGUCGCGGUGACGUUGGUCGUCAAUUAGCGUUCGGCUCGUUGGGCUUUGCUGCGUUCGGCCCUCUCAGCGGUUACCUCGCCACUCUCCUUGGCCCCAGUCCGGCUUACUACGCGCCCAUCGUGCUGCACGUGCUACUGGUCCUCCUGGCGGCGUGCAUCUGCCUCUCCGCCAACGACAUGCCCCUUAGUCCCCCUGAAUGGUGGUGGCAUACGCGAAAUGGCAUGCUCGCCCUGCCGAUGAGCGCCGUGAGGAAAUACGGCGGGGAAACCGUCGCCCUUCUCCUCGUCCUUGUGGUCAUGGGGACCUUCUGGAGCGCGAUGGACAGCUACCUAUCCAUACAUUUAGUUCAUUUAAAAGGCACUGAGCUGUCAAUUGGUCUGGCUCUGACGGUGGGUGCCUUGCCUGCGGUCCUAUUUCUCUGGAAGUCCGAGCACUUAGUCGAUUACUGCGGACACAGCAAUCUUCUCAUCACUGCAUUCAUUAUUUAUAUAGUUAGGUUUACUGGCUUAAGCAUCGUUCCAGACGUUUGGUGGGCCUUGAUCUCCGAGGCGCUUGAACUCUUCACCCUUGGGAUGAUGUGGGUCACAACCGUACUUUACUUCCGACAUUUGAUCCCACGACAAAUGACUGCAUCCGGUCAAGCACUUCCCGUUAUCGCUCACUUUUGUAUAGGUCGUGCAAUUGGAGCUGUUAUUGGUGCAUGUGUUGAUAAAAUCGACAAAGCCGACGAGGUGGAAGCGAUGCGUUACAUUUACCAAUGUAUGGCGAUUGCCGCUGCUGCGACCGCGACAUUUUAUUUUGCUCUCUACCACGGUAUAUUCAAACCUAGAUGCCAUGCUCAAACGAUUCAAGGUGCUCAGAGGCAACCAUCGACCAUCGUUCAAGCAAUGAAUGGUAAUGGAAAUUAUACACCAUUAAGAGUCUACCACAAUGGUAUGGGUAAAAAGGGACAGUUUCGUUAUUAAAAUUACUUCUAAUCAGAUUAAAUGAUGCCUUACAUUUAUCACGUAAAAAAUUUAUUUUUUUACAUUAUUGCAUAGAAAGUUAAUUAUGAUUUUCGUAAAUUAAUGUGCUAGUGCCCAGUGAUUUUAAAUGAACAAUUAAUAUAUUAAAAUAU